AAAUACGCCUCAGCCUCAGCUUAUUAUAUUUUAAUCGUCUACUCCGCCUAGAAGAGAGAAGAGGCAAGAGAUAUACGAUUCAAGGUUUAAGAUAAAAUUGUAACACAGAGAUCUGUUGAGUGAAAGAUGGCUCGUACUAAGCAGACUGCUCGUAAGUCAACUGGAGGAAAGGCUCCCAGGAAGCAGCUUGCUACUAAGGCUGCUCGUAAGUCUGCUCCAACCACUGGUGGAGUGAAGAAGCCUCACAGAUACCGCCCCGGAACUGUUGCUCUUCGUGAAAUUCGGAAGUACCAGAAGAGUACUGAGCUCUUGAUUAGAAAGCUGCCGUUCCAGAGGCUUGUCCGUGAAAUUGCACAGGACUUCAAGACUGAUCUGCGUUUCCAGAGCCAUGCUGUUUUGGCUCUCCAGGAGGCUGCUGAGGCCUAUCUUGUGGGUCUGUUUGAGGACACCAACUUGUGUGCCAUCCAUGCCAAGCGUGUGACCAUAAUGCCGAAAGAUAUUCAGCUUGCCCGUCGGAUCAGAGGCGAGCGUGCUUGAAGUUACUUGUUGAUUUUGUUGAAAUGUGGUGGUGUUGGUGGUAUAUGGUGGAGUUGUUUAGUUGGUUAUGUUGGUAGCUAAUAUCUGACUUCUUAGUAGUUAAUGUUUGUGUUUAGAAACUUUGGUAUUCAAAUAUUCUGGUGUAUGCUAUAAUGGUAACUGACUUGGUUUUUGAAAA
This is a messenger RNA of Salvia splendens (bonfire salvia), 715 nucleotides long. RefSeq names its product histone H3.3. The transcript has 4 exons. Lineage: Eukaryota; Viridiplantae; Streptophyta; Magnoliopsida; Lamiales; Lamiaceae. The record is from RefSeq and is a predicted model, not a curated record. Gene Ontology annotation, cellular component: nucleosome. Gene Ontology annotation, molecular function: DNA binding; structural constituent of chromatin; protein heterodimerization activity. Bases 127 to 537 code for a protein of 136 amino acids.